UCCGAAAACACCUCGGGAUUUUUGAUUGCGGCCACUGAGAAGCGCCAGACCCAGAAACUAGAAUGGACCACAGAUUCCCCAAUUUGGAUACCCCAGUGGCCGCUGAGUAAAGAGAAAUUAAAGGCGCUAAACGAGUUAGUAGAUGAGCAAUUGGCCCAAGGCAAUAUUGAACCUACUUUUAGCCCUUGGAACUCCCCUGUGUUUGUCAUUAAAAAGCCAGGGAAAGACAAGUGGAGAUUAGUUCAUGAUCUGAGAGAAAUUAACAAAGUCAUUGUAGACAUGGGACCUCUUCAACCAGGGAUGCCGUCUCCUGCCAUGCUUCCUCAAGAUUGGGAAUUGGCUGUGAUUGACAUCAAAGAUUGCUUUUUCAAAAUUCCUCUAGACCCUAUCGAUGCCCCCAGGUUUGCUUUUUCUGUGCCUUCCCUCAACAGAGAAGCCCCAAUGAGAAGGUUUCAUUGGAAAUCCCUCCCCCAAGGGAUGAAAAAUUCACCUGUGAUUUGCCAAUGGUAUGUUGCUGCCUUGUUAUCCCCUGUGCGAGCUGAGGUGGGGGAAGCCAUUAUCCUGCAUUAUAUGGAUGAUGUGCUAGUGUGUGCCCCCCAGGAAAAAUUGCUCCAGUCCACACUGGACCGGGUGACCGAAGUUUUAACAACUGCAGGACUCACCCUUCAGGAAGAAAAAGUACAAAAGAUGCCUCCUUGGAAAUACCUAGGUCUGGAAAUCACUGCAAAAACAAUUGUUCCUCAAAAAUUAGCUUUUAACAGCAAUCCCAAAACCUUAGCCGACUUGCACUCUCUGUGUGGAACACUGAAUUGGGUUAGGCCUUGGCUAGGCAUUGCCACUGAUGACCUAGCCCCUCUUUUCAAUUUAUUGAAAGGGGGAGAUGAGCUGAGUGCUCCAAGGACUCUGACUCCAGAAGCCAGGGAUGCUUUAGAGAAGGUAAGCAGCAUGAUGGAGAAGAGACAGGCACAUAGAUGCCAUCCAGAGCUGCCUUUCAAAUUUAUUGUAAUGGGGAAAUUGCCACACCUUCAGGGGUUGAUUUUUCAGUGGGACAAGGACCAGAAAGACCAUUUGAUAAUCAUUGAGUGGGUCUUUCUCAGUCACCAUCGGUCCAAAAAUAUUACAAGGCCACAGGAAUUGAUGGCCCAGCUGGUUGGAAAGGCCAGGCUGAGAAUGAGAGAACUUGCUGGCUGUGAUUUUUCAUGUAUACAUUUGCCCCUAAGCCUCUCUGAGGAAGAAACCUCCUCAGUGAAGAUGACCAGGGAAAUGUUUGAGCACCUCUUGAGGAAUCAAGAGACCCUGCAAAUUGCUCUGGAGAAUUUUACUGGGCAGAUUUCAGUUCAUGCCCCUGCACACAAAUUGUUUAAUUCAAAAUUUAAUUUGGUACCAAAAGAUAAGAGGAGUCAGAAGCCCCUUGAAGCUUUGACUGUUUUUACUGAUGCUUCUGGAGCAUCCCGAAGGUCAGUAAUGACCUGGAAGGAUCCUCAGACGCAGCAGUGGGAAACAGAUGUUGAUUAUGUAGAAGGAUCCCCUCAAAUUGCUGAGUUAGCAGCAGUGGUUAGAGCAUUUGAGAGGUUUUCAGAACCAUUCAAUUUGGUCACUGAUUCAGCUUAUGUAGCAGGAGUAGUUUCCAGAGCAGAAAAUGCAGUCCUCAAGGAGAUCUCAAACAGAACUUUGUUUGAAUUGCUCUCAAAAUUAAUUUAUGCAGUUUCCCAUCGAGAACAUCCCUAUUUUGUUAUGCAUACCCGGUCGCACAUGGAAUUACCUGGUUUCAUAGCAGAAGGGAAUGACAGAGCUGAUUCCCUGGCUGCUGCCCCUGUUGGACUGGCCAGACUCCCUGACCUGUUUCAACAGGCAAAAUUAAGCCAUGAAAUGUUUCAUCAGAAUGUACCAGGUUUGAUUCGACAGUUUAAUCUGAAACGAGAUCAAGCCAAAGCCAUUGUGGCCACAUGUCCCCACUGUCAGCGCACAGCUCUGCCAUCCCUGGGUGCUGGAGUCAAUCCAAGGGGACUGAAAAGCUGUGAAGUAUGGCAAACUGAUGUAACACACAUCCCUGAAUUUGGACAGGUAAAAUAUGUACAUGUAUCCAUUGAUACCUUCUCGGGAGCAAUUUUUGCCUCAGCCCAUGCAGGAGAAAAAGGUGUGCAUGCCACAAAGCACCUGUUGCAAGCUUUUUCUGUACUAGGAAUCCCUAAAGAAAUUAAAACAGAUAAUGGACCAGCAUAUAUUUCCAAAGUGUUUAAGGAAUUUUUGCAGGAAUGGGGAGUGAGACACAAGACAGGAAUCCCCCACUCUCCAACAGGUCAAGCAAUAGUAGAGAGAGCACACCAGUCACUCAAAAGAGUUUUGAAAAAUCAAUGGAAAAACAAAGUAAAGUUAACACCACAGGAAAGAUUAUGCAAAGCCCUGUUCACUCUCAAUUUUUUAAACUGUUCUAUGGAAGAUCAAAACCCCCCAGUGGUUAAGCAUUUCUCCCCUCAUGGCAAACACAAGCUCAAGGAACAUCCACCAGUGCUGAUGAGAGACCCUGAAAGUGGAAAAAUUGAAGGUCCUUACAAAUUAGUGACAUGGGGAAGAGGAUACGCUUGUGUAUCAACACCCCUGGGUUUGCGGUGGGUCCCACAGAGGUGGGUAAAACCGUACAUUGAAAAACAUCCCACAAGACCCCCCGAUAUUUCAGUAGCAGAAGUUCAAAGAACAAACAGGUAUUUGGGUGGAGAAGGAAAUCCAGAUUCUCCAUUCUACCCUGACUUUCCACUGUUGAAUCUGUUUAUUGAUGAAUUUAGCUAAUAGUUUUUGUUUCUUGUUUACCUGUAUUUUAAGAAGAAACCAUCCUCAGUAUGACAGUUUUGUAAACAUUUUCUCAAGAUGGGGAUUUUCGGGAUGGCUGUCUUCUGUUUUCCGUACUGUUUUAGGGUUUUUUGCAAUUGUUGUUGUUGUUUUGAUUGUGUUUUCUGUUUUGCAACGUUGGUGUGUUACCACCACCACCAAGUUAAUUUCUCCUGCACCUCAGAUAAAUGCUGUGGAAUUCCCAAAUCCCAAUACACCCCAAACCCCUUCCCCUUGGUUUGAAGAAGUAAAACCAAGUUCCCUUCCUUCUUUUGGAAAAAAUUAGGGGGAGAUGUUGUAGUUGA
Messenger RNA from Pseudopodoces humilis (Tibetan ground-tit), 3131 nucleotides. The record is from RefSeq and is a predicted model, not a curated record. Lineage: Eukaryota; Metazoa; Chordata; Aves; Passeriformes; Paridae.